Melanaphis sacchari is the source of this 3698-nucleotide messenger RNA. It is a transcript of the gene Pkc53E, whose product is annotated as protein kinase C, brain isozyme. Bases 1 to 2034 code for a protein of 677 amino acids. Gene Ontology annotation, molecular function: diacylglycerol-dependent serine/threonine kinase activity; zinc ion binding; ATP binding. Gene Ontology annotation, biological process: protein phosphorylation. NCBI's taxonomy places the organism in Eukaryota, Metazoa, Arthropoda, Insecta, Hemiptera, Aphididae. The transcript has 15 exons. The record is from RefSeq and is a predicted model, not a curated record.
AUGGCUGACGAAUACGGAAGUAUGGAAGACAAUACUGGUGAUAUGAAUACCAAAUUUGGGCUGCGAUUACGUGGGCGCAAAGGAGCUUUAAAAAAGAAGAACGUCUAUAACGUCAAAGAUCACAAAUUUAUACCGAGAUUCUUUAAGCAACCAACUUUUUGUAGCCAUUGCAAGGACUUUAUAUGGGGUUUUGGAAAACAAGGAUUUCAAUGUCAAGUAUGCAGUUUUGUUGUGCACAAACGAUGUCACGAAUUUGUUUCCUUUACCUGUCCCGGAGCCGACAAGGGACCUGAUUCUGAUGCCGAAACGGCGAAACAUCAAUGGGAUCUUCAUACGUAUAUCACACCUUCUUUUUGCGACCAUUGUGGAUCUAUGUUGCACGGCAUUACCCAUCAGGGUCUCAAGUGUACAGCAUGUGAUAUGAAUGUACAUAAGCGGUGCCAAGAGAGUGUUCCGAAUUUAUGCGGUUGCGAUCAUACAGAACGACGUGGACGAAUAGAAGUGAAAGUCACGUGCCACGGAACAAAGCUUAUCAUAGAAAUUCGCCAAGGAAAAAAUCUCAUUCCUAUGGAUCCUAACGGGUCAUCAGACCCCUAUGUAAAAUUGAAACUUUUACCAGAUACAGACAACAUAAAGAAGAAAACCAAGACAAUCAAAUCAUCGUUAAAUCCCGUAUGGAAUGAGACAAUUACGUUUGAGCUGAAGCCUGAAGAUAAAGAUCGCAGACUAUUGAUUGAGGUGUGGGAUUGGGACAGGACGUCCAGAAACGAUUUCAUGGGAUCUUUGUCGUUUGGAAUAUCGGAACUGAUCAAAUCGCCAGUAGAAGGUUGGUUCAAACUAUUGACUCAAGAAGAAGGGGAAUUCUAUAAUGUACCAGUGCCUGAAGAAGGUGCUGAUUUAGCUGCUCUAAAAUAUCAAAUGAGGGGCUCAAAAACGCAAAGUCGAAAUUCGAAGACAUCAUUAACCAGCAGAAAACCAAUGGUGCCUGACAAAGAUGUACCUCAUAACAUGGGGAAAAAAGAUGUAAUCAGAGCGUCGGAUUUUAACUUUUUACAAGUACUUGGAAAAGGCAGUUUUGGAAAAGUAAUGUUGGCUGAGCGUAAGGGAACUGAUGAAUUGUAUGCGAUAAAAAUUUUGAAAAAAGAUAUAAUUAUUCAAGACGAUGAUGUUGAGUGUACUAUGGUGGAAAAACGUGUAUUAGCGUUGUCUAGUAAACCACCAUUUCUCGUACAACUACACUCUUGUUUUCAGACUAUGGAUCGUCUAUAUUUCGUGAUGGAGUAUAUAAAUGGCGGAGAUUUAAUGUUUCAAAUCCAACAAUGUGGAAAAUUUAAAGAACCUGUCGCCGUAUUUUAUUCCGCAGAAAUAGCCAUUGGACUUUUUUAUUUGCAUCUCAACGGUAUCAUAUACAGAGACUUGAAAUUGGACAACGUACUGUUGGAUCAAGAUGGUCAUAUAAAAAUCGCUGAUUUCGGUAUGUGCAAAGAAGGCAUUAUGGGCGAUAAGACUACAAAAACAUUUUGCGGAACACCAGAUUAUAUUGCCCCAGAGAUAAUUUUAUAUCAACCGUAUGGAAAAUCUGUCGAUUGGUGGGCUUACGGUGUUCUCCUGUAUGAAAUGUUGGUUGGACAGCCACCAUUUGACGGAGAAGACGAAGAAGAACUUUUUGCAGCCAUCACUGAUCAUAGUGUCAGUUACCCCAAAGGAAUGUCCAAAGAAGCCAAAGAAAUAUGCAAAGGGUUUUUGACUAAAAAUCCAAUGAAAAGAUUGGGAGGAGGUCCCAGGGGUGAAGAAGAUAUUCGGGGACAUGUAUUUUUCAGACGUAUCGAUUGGGCAAAAAUUGAAAACCGGGAAGUGCAACCGCCGUUCAAACCAAAAAUCAAACACCGUAAGGACGUGAGCAAUUUCGAUAAGCAGUUCACUGGUGAAAAAACAGAUCUUACUCCCACUGAUAAACUGUUCAUGAUGAAUCUAGACCAAACAGAGUUCAUGGGUUUCUCAUUUCUCAACCCAGAAUUCAUUCAGCAUGUAUAAUUUAUUUAUCUCCUUUAUAAGUAUCCUUUUUUCAAUUUUAUUACAGGGUUUUCCUUUACACUCCUUCGCUAUUAUCUUAUCCCGUCUUUGUCUACCAAUUCCGAAUUCACUAUAGUCAAUUGGACAUUACACAACACCCAUCGAAUUUCUUUCAGUGUUUUUAACUGAUAUACUUUUUGAUCAUUAUCCCUAAUCACGUUAUCAAAACAAAACAAAAUGUACACAUAUUUUCUGUUUUACAAUUCAGUAUUACUAUUAUUACAACUACUAAUACUAUUUUUAUUACAGUUCAGCCGACCCUAUUAUCAUAAAUUAACUAAUUUACAUAAGUAGAACACGACAUUCUGCGGAAUGUUUUCUGCAUGUCUGACCUUUAUUGUCAUACCACACACAGUAUUUUCUAUCGUAAGUUUAGAAUAUUAUCAUAUAUUUCGUAGUAUUGAUGAAGAAUAAUCAGUCAGCAAACGUUUGUAUUUUAGAGUUUGAAUGUAGGUAUACGCGUUUUAAUUUGGGCGCACAUGAAUUGCCUUCCAAAUAUAGGUAGAUGACCUUUUUCCACUUGAAUUACCGGUGUGUUUUCGUAGGUAUUUUUGAGUAUUAAACAGCCGAUUAUAAAUUAAUAUAUUAAUAGUUCGUAAUAGAACUAUCGAUUAUUUUGUCAAUUUCCGUAAUGUUCAAAAAUAUUAUUUUUAUGACUUCAUACACACGUUACUUUUAUUACCAAUUAUUACUGCUCUGUUAAGCGCGUAUACAAAAAUAUAUUUUAAGAGGGGGAGAUUAAGGUUUUUACACUUAUAUAACGAGAAGUGCAUUGACUGUUAUCAUUUUUGCUUUAUAAAAAUAUAUUUAAUAAUUUUCUUUGGAGGGGGGGGGUAAAGUUCUAACCUAGGGGACCUUGUGUAUGCAUUUGGGUGUGUUGGUCUAUUUAUUUAUAGUUCAAUUUAUUUAUUUUAUUAAUUGUUCCUAUAAUGUAAGGGUAGAUUUAUUUUCAUCUGGAUAAAUUGUCGUGUAUGCAUUCAUAGAAGUUUUAGUAAAAAAAAAAAUCAAUGUUUACAAAUUCAACUUGAAAUCAAUUUAAUAUAACUAUCAGAGACGAUUCCAGUACAAAGGGUCACUACCUAAAAUAAAAAACAAUUAUUUAAGUAAAUGAUAUUUUUUAAAUCAAGAGGUAAUUCCAUUAACCUUCUUAAGAGAUUUUUACUGGAGGCAAUUCGAAUGUGACCUUUAGCCCUUUAACUUAAUGUGACACUGCAAGGGUGUAUGGACGUUAAUAUUAGAACAUCGUUCCGUGAAACGGGAUAAAAUUGGGACCAUUGCGCCGAUUGAUAUGAUGUAUGGCUUUAAUCGUUUUCCAUAAUUUUAAUCCAAAGUGAAGCAACUUUUAGAAAUACAUUUAACAUUCUAAAUUACAAGUUCUAUCUGUGAUUUAAACAAGUGCAAUAGACACAAGAUGUCAUUAAAUUUAAAUAAUAUUUCUCUCGUUUUAUAUUAAAUAAUAUUCAAUGUAAGAAUAUCCUAAACAAAUAUAGUUACCUCGUUUCCGUUUAUCCCUUUAUGAUAAAUACGAACAAAGGUGUUUUUGUGUAGAAACGAUAGGUUGUGUCUUAAUAUUUUUUCUCCUUUAAAAAUUAUUUUAGUGAAAACUUUUAUUCAUACCUAUAUAA